AUCACAUCGCCCCCAUCACACUGGCUAGCUAGUUGUCUCGCGACUCACCUGCCCACCACACUAGUGUUUGUUGUUACCGCCCCGCACUUCCCAUCGUCUCAGACAGCUAGCUGCAGCAGUGCAGUGCAUUGCUGCUAUUGUCGCACUCACGACCCGUCUGAAACCGAUACAGCGUGAAAGUUUAAACCACUCGUCUCGAGCUCCCACGCACGACGCGGAAAGCAAAAGCGCGGACGGACGGGUACCUCGGCCUUGGCACCCACCACCUGCCGCGGCAGAGUCCAAGUGGUCUCAUCUCAUUCAUUCCGCCUGCUCCUGCUGCCCCUGCCCAUCUCUCACUCGGUCGACCUCUUUAUAACCCAUUCCUCCAUUGCCACUUGCUCAUCGCUGCACACCGAGCAAGCAAUGGCGACGACACUUGUUGUGCCGGCGUACCCCGCGCUCCCAUCACUGCGGUACCGCUCGAGCCUGACAUCCAAGGGGAAAGCGCGGACCGGUGCGAAAGUCAAGAUCAUCACAAAGGCCAUCGGGCCAGCUACCGGCCUCGCAUGGGAAUUUGGCGCAUGCUCCGCCGCGUCGUCGUCGUCGUCGACAUGCUCGAGCCCCGCCCCGCGCAGCUCGAGCAGCAGCUCGAGAGCAAGCCUGUCCACCACGUGGUCGUCGGGGUCCGAGGCAACAAGCAGCGGCACCGACGCCGCGCCGACGCUGCGCCACCUCGCCGCGCUCGACGAGUACGCCGGCUUCAACGCGCAGACUGUUAACGGCCGCCGGCCCGUCGUGAAUGUUACGGCGCAUGCCAUGGGGACACACGACGUCGACGAGCUCGUCCACAUGCUCAACCAGCCCGGCGUCGCCGCCCUCGAGGUCAGCUUCAAGGCCACGACCACGUCGGCAAACUACGGGCGCCAGUUUCUCGACGCGCUAGCCGUCCCCCACCUCGUUAGCCUGACGCUACGGCCCGACAGGCGCUGGAGCACCAUCGCCGCGAUAGACGACUACCUGCGCUCGGAGCGUUCAGCGGGGCUGCAGCGUCUGAGGAUUUAUGCCCCGUGGCUCGGCCACCAGCACCUGCGUGCGCUGAUUACGGCCGCCGAGGAGGGCCACGCCGCGCGCACCCUCACCACGCUGUGCCUCCGCGGCUGCUGGGUGUAUGGCGAGGCGUGUGUGUGCGACUCUAUCCGCCGCCCCUCGCCCAACGAGGUGCGCAGGGACCCGCGCUUCGGCCCGUCGGCGGUCGAGCUGGCCCGCAUUGGCCCGCUCGUGACGCGCAACCGCUUCUACGCGGCCAAGGUACGCCGUUCAGCGCUCAAGAUGCUGGUUGUUUCGCGGAUCCUGCUCGACGCGAGGCCGGCCCCGGCGUUCGCUCCGCCCACGCCGCGCGCCUCGUCUUCCCCCUUGGUGCCUACCAUGUCCUUGGCCCCGCCAUCAUCGUUCGGCAAGAAGGGCAAGCUCCGGCGCAUGUUCUCGUCCGGCUCGCUCAGCAAGUCGAUCACCAAGAGCCCCAGCGGGCUGCGCAAGGCGAUUCCGCUGUUCGGCGCGCCGCCAGCGCCAGAAGCCACCACCAAGGCGCCGCUACUCCCGCCGAUUCUCCGCCUGCCCACCGAGCUCCGCCUGCGCAUUGCCGCGCUGGCCGCCGACGAACCGGCGCUCCUCAGCACUGACCAGGCCAGCCGCGUCGCCAAGCUCGCCGAGGACACGGGCAGCCUCGCAAGGAUUGCCGGCGCGCUGCAGGCUUCCGUGGACAAGGGCAUGGCGGUCGAGGCUGUGCGUGACGAGUGGCUCGCGUGCGGCGGGUUCACGUACCAGUUGUAGGCUGGCGGCGACUUCGCCGCCGGCCAUAAGUGUGUAAGUGGUGCAGCGCCACACCAGUGACAUGUGUGUACACCAUGGAUUGUAGGACAAUACUGUAGAAUAGACAAGCAUGGCAUGUGG
Messenger RNA from Vanrija pseudolonga, 1932 nucleotides. RefSeq lists its product as uncharacterized. Bases 406 to 1812 code for a protein of 468 amino acids. Lineage: Eukaryota; Fungi; Basidiomycota; Tremellomycetes; Trichosporonales; Trichosporonaceae. The transcript is spliced from 3 exons. The record is from RefSeq and is a predicted model, not a curated record.